UAUUUUGUCACCUGAGCACAAAUAAUUAAGUCUGCUUGUUGCAGUAAGCUCGGUCGACCCUGAACCGCCAAGUUGCCGUAGAGGCCAUAUUGAUUUGCAACUGACAGAUGUCACGUGACCAAACCUCGGCUAGCAGUGUUGUGAAACCGACAUUUGCGGGCAGUGCUCUGCACGAAAUUAGAAUGAACCAGUACAAGGCCGAAGUUAUUGUAGUUGGAGGCGGACUUAGCGGUUUGUCUGCUGCCAAGUUACUGCGAGAACAAGGUAUUGAUGUUGUUGUCCUCGAAGCCAGGGACCGAGUCGGAGGGAGGACUUUCACUAUACAGAAUGACAAGGUCAGAUAUGUUGACCUUGGAGGGGCCUACGUGGGGCCGACACAAAAUCGCCUGCUGCGACUGGCGCGAGAGUUUGGCGUCAAAACGUUUCUCACCAACGAGGUUGAAGAUUUGGCCUUUUUCUCAAGGGGCAGUAUGAAGCGAUUCAAAGGCACAUUCCCACCAAUGGGAGGGCUGUUCUCGUGGCUUGACAUGAACAAUUUGUUUCGUACCAUCGACCAAAUGGGGGAAGAGAUUCCCCUGGAUGCCCCUUGGAGUGCUCCUCACGCAGAGGAGUGGGACAACAUGACGAUGCAGCAGUUUUUCGAUAAACAUUGCUGGACAAGAGCUGCUAACUCAUUUGGUCGUGAGUUUAUUGAGGUCAAUGUGACCUCGGAACCCUACGAAGUAUCAGCUCUGUGGUUUCUCUGGUAUGUUAAGGGAGCAGGUGGCUCCUUCCGGAUUUUCGGAACAACUAACGGGGGACAGGAAAGGAAGUUUGUUGGUGGGUCCCAGCAGAUUAGUAUUAAAAUGGCAGAGAAGAUAGGAAAUGAUCGUGUGUUGUUGAAUCAUCCUGUGUCAAAAAUAGAAAAUAAAUCUACAGAAGUCAUCGCACAAGAUGUCAACGGCAACAGAUACACCGCGAAGUAUUUGAUCGUGGCAUCCCCCUUGCCCAUCCAGAAUAAGAUCAUCUAUGACCCGCCAUUGCCAAGUCGACGUAACCAGAUGCUGCAGAGGGCGCCGAUGGGAUCGGUCAUCAAAACAUUCAUGUACUACAGCACACCAUUCUGGAGACGGAAAGGUCUGUGUGGGUCAUCAGCUAUCGAUGACGAGGAGGGGCUGGUGGGGUUCACCCUGGAUCACGUCAUGCCAGAUGGAUCACACCCAGCUCUAAUGGGGUUCAUCUUGGCUGACAAGGCAAGGAGGUACGUGGAGUUGACGCCGGAGGAACGGAAAUCCAGAAUAGCUCACUUAUACUCCAAAGUCUUUCAAACUGAUGAGGCAUUGCAUCCUGUGCAUUAUGAGGAGAAGGACUGGCUAGGGGAGCAGUGGUCCGGGGGAUGUUACACCACCAUGAUGCCUCCUGGGUACCUCACCAAGUUCGGCAGUGAUCUGAGGAAGCCCAUCGGCAGGAUGUACUUUGCUGGGACCGAGACGGCAACCAAGUGGUCCGGCUACAUGGACGGCGCAGUGCAAGCUGGGGAGCGGGCUGCCAGAGAGAUUCUCCACACCAUGGGCAAAAUCAGGGCUGACCAAAUCUGGCAGACAGAGCCAGAAGAUGCGGAAGUGAAACCACGGCCAUUCGACAGCUCCUUCUGGGAAAGAAAUGCUCCAUCAGUCCCUGGGUUGUUGAAACUUCUCGGCGUGACAACACUGUUAUCAGCCGCAGGGGCUGGAGGAUAUGCGUAUCACAAAUACUUCCGAUAAACCAACAACAAUGUGGUCGAAUCUACCCAUCGAAGCAAAACUGAACUGUCAUCACACCUCAGAUACAGCCGAAUCAGGGAUGGAUGCCACGUCCAAGCCAUCCGAUAUUGAUUAUUAGUCUUCAGGAAAGUACAACCUAACGAAUUCUACAAUAUUUUUAGACUUGUCUUACAUUACCAUCAGGAAGUUGAUCAUUUACACUCGUUGCCACUCGCCCCGUUCCAUAACCAGUCUGCAAGAAGACUCGUCCCCCUCCUAUUGAAGAAAGCUAUGUAUUAUGUAUGUAAUAAUUGACCAACCAAUCAGAAUGUGUGUAUGAUUGCAAGUACUUCAGUCAAAGAAUCCUUUUGGAAUUUUUGUAUUUUACACAUAUUGUGUACAUGUAUCUAAAAUCAUCCCUAAAAUACAGUUGUGCUUGAUCAUACUGUUUAUCAGUACAAGUGAGAUGUGUUUUAGAAAGCAGGUGUAAUAUUUAUGAUAUCUGGGGAAAUAUAUGUGAAACAUUACACGAGUUCACAAAUCUUUUAGCUAUACCUGUUUGAGCUCAGAUUGAACCCGUCACAAAAAUAGUCGUAAAAAAAUAUGGAGUUGCUAUUUGGGUUGUCUCGGAAAAAUAUGAGUUGGUCGCGAAAGUAACUUGGACUAACAAUAUAACUAGAAGCGUUUGUUUGUAUGACAUUCAGCUGGGCCAUGUAUCACUUUGUCAUGUUUAUUUGCCAAAAUAUCAUUGACCUGCCUCACUAUUUGAAAACAUAUGUUAAUGUAAACUUGCUAUUAUCAGCUCUGAUAUAAUCUGACUUAUAUUUCAAGGGUUGAAAUGGACUUCCAUUAAUCCAUAGUACAGUAACAUAAAAAUCAGUGCAUCAGUGCAAAUAUCCAUCAAUGUAAAAUUAUUAAACAAUAAAAUUUAGAUUAAAGCCAAAACAAACAAAUAUUUUGGUUUCCUAUUUCUGAACCUCCCCAAAUUUGGUAGAUAAGAUUACAUUUUUACCUUUUGUGUUUUGUUUGUGCACACAUUUAAUAAUCCAAUUCAGUUUAGUAAAUACAUACAAGAGUAAGUUGGAGAUCCUGAGGAAACAGGUUUUGGUUUAGGAGCUCCAAAUUGGGUGUGAGGGUUCCGGAUGUGGGUCACCAAUUCCAAAUUAAGUUUGGGAUUUCUGGAGUUGGGUAGGACCUCCAGGGUUGGGGGUUCGAGAUUAAGGGUGGGGAUAACAGAUUAAGUUCAGGAUUUACAGAGUAAGUUCAGGGUUGGUGACUCCAGAUAAGAAUAAUUCUGGAGACACUCAUGUUCUUUUGUCGAAUGCUUAUACUUCGAGGAGCAAGAUCAGAUUUGGAAUUUUUAAAAAUAAUAGUUCUAUUUGAUAGGAAUACAAAUCACCAUCUUUAACAUACCAUGCACUAAAUUCAAGAACUAAAGCGUCUUCUGAAUGAUUUCACUUCACACAGUUACUGGCUGAAAUGAAGAUGAGAUUCAUCUGAACAUAAUAAGAGAAUCUCAGUCUCAAAUAGAAACAGGCCUGCCUCAUUGGAAUAGCUUUGAUGUGUUCACAUGUCUUUAUUAAACGAAGCCAAAAUAUGUAAAAUGUCUGUCCCUCUUCAUACAAGAUCCUGGAUUUCAAAACACUUUUACAAGAUUUGCAGAUGAAACUUGACUCGUCUCCUUUUAAAAAAACUUUACCCAAAAUCAGCUUAUUUGACUUUGUGUUUGAGACUAAAAGCUUUUCUGGAGCUAUAGUCUUUCUAGGAUAAAACAAAUGUAUUGUUUAAGAUAAAACAAGUUUAUUGUUUUUCAAACAACUGUUGGAACCUGUUUUUAUGAUUUCUUAAGAAGAUGCAAUCAGUUUUACUUCCCUUAAAAUCUUAAAACCCAUAGUUGUUUUAAUAUCACUGUACAGAAAAUCCAGAAUAGACAUUUUCAAUGAAUUGUUACACAGUAGAAUAUUUUUGUAACUUUUCUAAAUUUUGUACCGCAAAAAUAGGAAAGACUAGCUCAUCUUCAGGUUGUGCUGUAUUCAACUGUCCAUGUUCAUAGAUAUAUUGAUAUUUUAAAGUUUGAGAAUUUCACAUUUGAAUGUUGUUGCGUGUAUUUUAUGUAUUGUUUUAGCAAAGUAUAGACAUUGUUGACUGUUGUUUAUGAAAAUCACUUUAUGAAACACCUCAUUAUUUGCUUGAAAGAAUAUGUUGUUUCUUUAUUCAUAAAGAUGUGGUAUCAGGUCAAAGGUGGUUGGAGAAAUAGAUUUUCACCAGUUAGCCAAAUUAAUUGAGAAGAUGGGGAUGAUGGGAUGAAUGUUCAGUUCAGUUUUAUGACAAGUAGUAUUUAGUUUCAGCAUAAAAAGAUGUUCUGAUGUUAUUUUUCAGAAACUUUAUAACGCAGGUUAUCCCAGAUGCUUCAAUUUGUAUUUGUUUCUUGUUUGUUUUGUGUUGAAAUCCAGCUGCAUUUUAGUGGUCUGUAAAUAAUCCAAUCUGGACCAGACAAUCCAGUGAUUGACGAGAGCAUCAUUCUACGAAACUUGACAUGAAUCAGCGUGCCUGACCAACCGAUCACAUUAGUCACCUUAUAACAAGCAAGGGUUACCGAAGACUAAACCCAGAACUUUACAGAUGCUCCACACAGUAAAGAAGAUAGCUUAAUGUGUAGCAUUAUUUUGAUCUCAAUCCAAGUGUAAAUCCUAUCAUUAACACUCUGGCCAGGAUAAAAUAAAAUAUCUUUGGAUUCUGCAAAAAUUAAACCUGAUGUAACGACGUCUUUGAUAGGCAUUUUUAGAAGUGUGACAAUUACGACUGCUAGUUGAUAUCUGUCUCGAUUCACAUCUACUUUUUGUUCAGGAAGUCACGUCAGUGAUGAAAGUGGUCAGAAUAAAGUUAUGUUUGUGUACAAAAUGGAUUGUAAAGUAAUUACCUUACUUAUUCAGAAUCUAUGAAAUCCAAUCACAACUUUUAUAGUAUUACAAUGGUUACCUGAAAAUUACACUGAUGCCUUUUCUGUCAUCUGUAAAAUUUUGUUCACUAAAUCAGUAAAUAAAUCAAUCUUAAGAAUGCCUGUUACCAUGGUAACUGCUUAUUUAAGUUUCAUUUGUAUGAGAUAUGGGGUACCUGGAGGUUGCAGCAUGGUUUUGAUAACUUUCUUUGAAGGACAACUAGAUCUAGAGAAAUUAUUUUGUAGACUUAGCAAAUUUGUUACAUUAAAUUUACUUUGGAAAUAAACGUUAUUUCACCUUGAA
Haliotis rubra (blacklip abalone) is the source of this 4963-nucleotide messenger RNA. Its product is annotated as amine oxidase [flavin-containing]-like. Gene Ontology annotation, molecular function: oxidoreductase activity. The record is from RefSeq and is a predicted model, not a curated record. Lineage: Eukaryota; Metazoa; Mollusca; Gastropoda; Lepetellida; Haliotidae.